AUGGAUGGAAAGGUAGUUGUCUUCAUCUGUACAAGCAGCGGAUCCCGUCUGCCGCUAUACCGUCGCCUCCGCUCGCUCGGCUUAACGCUGGUGUUGGUGCACCCCUGUACGCCAUCCCCCGUGUUUGACGGCAUCUUUCAGUACUGGCUGCAGCACGACACAGACGAUGUGGAGGGGGUAUACCUUGCCUUGUCAGCUUUCUUGGCAUCGCAUAGGCUUGUCCCUGACGCGGUUGUGUCCUUUGACGAAUAUGGUGUUCACCAGGCGGUGGUACUCGCCGACCGGCUGAAUCUCACCCCGGUCCCUCUGCCAGAUGCUGCAUUGCUACAGAACAACUUGAAGCACUCUUUUCGCGGCUUCUGCAGCGAGCAUGGUAUCUCGUCGCCGAAGUCGAGGCCGCUUCCCGUAGAGAUGCUGCUUCCGACAUUAGGGGAGAUGAGCAACCUUGCCCGUGACGCCGAUGCGCUGUCAAUGGCGUUCGAGAAGACUCAGCCGGCGCUGACCAAGGCUGUUUCAAUGACAAUGGAGGCCUCUGCGUUUACGUUUCCAAUAGUACUAAAACCCAGUCCAGGGGCUGGAAGUCUGUUGGUUCGCUUGUGCACAACUCUGGACGCGGCGGUGGCGUUUGUGUGGCACAUGUGGACGACGCUUGCGAAUCAUCCCGACACGAAGCAUUUUGCCGCCCUCACUAACAGGAAGUUGGCUGGAGCUGUGCGCAAAGGCGUCACUUCUCCUGUGCAAAUACUCGUGGAGGAUUUCAUUGAGGGGCAGGAGGUUGACUUGGACUGCAUCAUUGAGCACGGGGUCGUGCGCUUCUGCUCCAUCUCAGACAACUUUGCGCCUUCUCUGCCGUACUUCGCUGAGGUUGGCGGGCUCUGCCCGUCGUCACUGGGGUACCGUGCUCAGUGCGCCAUGCGAGACUUGCUCGACUCAUACGUCCGUGCGCAUGGAGCGCGCUUGCACGGCGUUAUCCACUUUGAAGCCAAGUACGAUCCAGCACGCCAGCGAGCCUAUGUGAUUGAGGUGAACUGUCGGCCUGGAAGCGCGGAGACAAGUGCGAUGCUGCAAACGGUGUAUCGUGGGCUAAACCUGGGUGAGGCGUUGGUGCGCUGUGCGUUGCAGAUGCCUAUUGAAGAGCAACUCGCGAGCUUGUUUCCAGAGCUGCUAGCCAGCCAGCAAGAAAAAUCUGCGGCGCAGACGCCAUGGCAGAAGGUAACUCCACCGUGCCUUUCCGAGGCAGAGCUGGAUGCACAUAUCCCGAGUACCACUGUAUGUUCAGCGAUGUGGUCACUGCUCGGCGGCCCGUCUCUGGGCUUCUUUCCUCCACAGUGCUGGGCGGCGUCUACAAAUAUGUAUCCGACUCAGGCUGGCGUGCUGGUUAAGGCGCGCGCCCCGGUAGAGGACGUUUCGCUCGUCUCCUUCUUCAUCUCGGCGGAAGUGGGUCAGAUCGUGACACCGCCGCCGAAGCAGUUCUGCAUGCUCUGUUGGAUGGUGGCUAAAGGCGCGACAGCAGAGCAGGCGAAGGACAACAUUCUUCGAGUGACGAAUGCCUUUGACCAGGAGGUGUCGGCAGUGUGA
Molecule: messenger RNA, 1578 nt
Organism: Leishmania braziliensis MHOM/BR/75/M2904
Lineage: Eukaryota; Euglenozoa; Kinetoplastea; Trypanosomatida; Trypanosomatidae
Exons: 1
Coding region: 1-1578 (525 amino acids)
Molecular function (GO): metal ion binding; ATP binding
Source: RefSeq, a predicted model, not a curated record